GUUUACUUUUAGCGAUUUCUUAUCAUUUGACAAUUUGUCAACAAAUAAUGUGAACAACUUUAAUUUAAUUUUGAUGUAGAGAAAGAAAAGAAGACUGAAAAAUUAAGAAAAUGGCAGCCGAUCUAUAUAGUAACAUUAGCACAAUACUUCCAGUGACUUCAACAGAACCAUCAUGGGUCUCAGUACAGACACCUUCAGCAACAGAAGAGAUCCCAGAACUAUGGGGAUUUAUAACUGCAGGAAUUGCUAUUUUAUUUUUUGGCAGUAAUUUUGUUCCUGUUAAAAAAUAUGAAACUGGUGAUGGUAUGUUUUUCCAGUGGAUAGUGUGUAGUGCUGUAAUGGUGGUCGGUAUAAUUGUACAAUUAAUCAGAAAGCAACCACCAUUCUUUCCUAUUGCUAUGAUCGGUGGUGUAGUUUGGGAAUUAGGAAAUGUUUGUGUGGUGCCUAUAGUUAAGACAAUUGGUUUAGGACUAGGUAUAUGUAUUUGGGGGAUGAUUAACCUUCUGAGUGGUUGGUCCACAGGAAGAUUUGGCUUCUUUGGACUAACAGCAUCUGUUCCUCAUAAUGAAGUAAUGAAUUAUAUUGGUGUUGCAAUGUGUGUAUUUAGUGCUAUUGUGUUUUCCUUUGUGAAGAAUGAGAUAACACCUAUAGACAAUAUGGAGAGUGAACCUCUGAUUUCACAGAAAAUCGACUUGAAUACACAAGGAAAUGAUACAUUAUAUAAUUCUACAAGAAAUCAUGAUGUCUUAGUGUUUAGCAGGAGAAGGGGAAGCAGUACAAAUAUACAAGAGAUGAAUAUAGAUGAAUCCUUUAUAGAUAGGAUGUCACCUGGUGCAAAAAGAGCUUUAGGAUUAAUACUAUGUUUAUUCUCUGGUCUGAUGUAUGGUCAGAUGUUUACUGGUGCCACAUAUAUUCAGGACCACAGAGCCAAUUUCCCAGGGGCUUCAUUAAAUGGUUUAGACUAUGUGUUUUCCUGUUUCUGUGGUAUAUAUUUAACCAGUACAACAUUUUUCUGUAUUUAUAUUGUUAUAAUGAAGAACAAACCAAAGAUAUACCCAAAAGUUAUACUGCCUGGCAUUGUAUCAGGUGUUAUGUGGGGCAUAGCAACCAGUUGUUGGUUUGUGGCUAACAGGUCUUUGUCUAUACCAGUGGCAUUCCCUAUAGUUACAGCUGGUCCAUCUGUUGUAGCCUCAUUAUGGGGUGUUCUGGUAUUCAAAGAAAUAACCGGAAAGAGGAAUUUACUGAUUUUAAUGUUUGGAUUCGCUAUAGCCAUUGGUGGAGCAGUAUUAGCAGGAGUAUCUAAAAACUGAGAUUUUAUUGGUACACAAGAUUACAUUACCAGUGCAAUAUAAAGAUAAUGAUUUACCAGAUUUAGUUUUUCAAUUGUCUCCCUUUACUAUAUAAGUAAAGGUAGAUUGCAUAGUGUACUUUAAGUUUAUGUUAUUUAUGAUAUAUUUAUUUUCAUUGACAAGUGAGUAAUUUAAGUGAAAAAGUGGUACAUAUUUCUGGUAUAAAAUAGAAAUAUUUGAUAGGCCAGUUGAUAUAGCAGGAAUUUAUUCGUAUGAAUUUGAUAGUAAAUGUUUAAACAUUCCAGAUUUUCUGAUAAAAAAUGUACGGCUAAGUAACAAAUAUUUAGCUUCCUAAUUCCUGUCGAUUCAAGUAUACCCUUUAAUUUGCUUUUUCAAAAUGGUAAGAUGAUGUUUUGAAAGUUUAUGAUAAUGGUAGAAAAUUUAAAAAAAAAUUAAAUUUUAAAUAGAUGAUCAAUAUUGAUUAUAAUUAUUAUGUUUAACCGCAAUCAGUCAAAAUAACCUCCAUUUUUUCAUAUAAAGUAUAAAAUGGCCCUACAUAUUUUGAUAUCAUAAUUAUCAAUACUUUCAUGAUUUAUUUUUAGUCUGUGAUACCUUUUUUUCAUGCCUAUAUUCUACAUAAGUUUUAUACAUCUGAUGUAUUUUUCUCUAUGCUUGAUCAAUCAAAUACAUGUAGGAACUUGAUUUUUCUUAAACGAUAUUAUCUACUUUUGGUGACAAUAUUUCUGACAUUUCACUGCAUAUACUCAUUAGUUUAAGAUAUUAAUUGGGGCCAUAUAACUUUGUAUAUGUUUAUCUUACAUACAUGUUAGAAAACAAUGUUAUAUGAUUAACUAUGUUCAUAAAUUGAGAUUAUACUGUAAUACUUAUUAUUAGAUACAUGUUAUACACGGUAAAUUCAGAUAUCCUUGUUAUAUUUAUAAUUGUUCCCCGCACAUAUAUAGUGUGGAUAUGGUAAUGGUCUCCAUCUGUACGACUGAAACACAACAAUAUGCUUUCAUACUUGGUAGGAUGAUCUGUCUCCAUAUUAUUUUGAACGUACUAAAUCGUCAGUUUGAUUUUGACAAUGUUUAUGGGAGUAAUGGGACUUUGCUCAAUUGUGUUAAGUAUUGUACCAAGGACAACUUGUGAAAGCAACUCAUCAGAAGCUGUUUUACAGAAAGCUCUCAUAUUUGGUACUAUUGUUUGCCAUAUUGAAAUACUAUUUUGAUUCAAUUAUUUUUGGAAAAUGACGCUAUCAGCGGCAUGUUUCCGAUACCAUUGACCAGAACUAACGGAAGUUGAUUAUGCCUCCGCCUACCGCACUCGGUUUCAUAUUUACUAUUUUACAUACUAACUGGAAUCUGCUUGUAUUACGCUACACUCGAACAAAGUCUUUGUUAAAGUGUUGUAGUCGGACGGGAACCAGUUUACAUACGUUAUUUUAUUCACCAAAAAGAUAUCUUGACCUGUCCAUAUGUUUUUUGUUAUUAAAUGGUAUUUGGAGCUAUCCCUUUGUUAUAUUUUUCAUAUUUAUUCGAGCUUUCACUUUUAUGCACAUGUCUAACAAUCGUAAACAAUCGGUAUGUAUACAUGAUAAAUAGAUCCGUUUUGUUAUGGUGUUGGACUUUUUACCCUCCAAUGAUCAGCAAUCGCUAGACAAAAUAGUUCUCCUAAAUAAUGUCAGCCUUAAAGCCCUUUCAUGCCAUUUCAACUUUACAAUCAUUAAAAAAGUAAUAAUCGGAAUCAUUUUGAUAUCCAUUGGAUAGAAACUGGUCUAUAUCAAGAUUUACGAAGAUUUUAAUAAUCGGAAAUUAGUAAUACGGUUAUACCCACGCGGUGCGUAUGAAUCUUUGUUCACAAAGUUAUAGCAGCAGAGUCUGUAACUGUAUCAUUAUUAAUUAACUACACUGUUAUUGUACUUAAAAUGAUGAAAACUGCAUAUGCAAUAUAAGAUGUCAACUCGGCCAAUACAGAUUUUUUUUCCGUAUUGGCCGAGUUCUGAUCCGGCCAAAACAGGAUUUCGGAACGUCUCUAGUUUUUAGAUCGUAAGUCAAGAUAAACUCAAACUGAAAGUAAACAGUUGUUUGUACGACGCAGUUUUUAUUUACUCACCAUAAACAAGCUGAAACGUUCAGUAUGGCAUAUAUUUUAGGUUAAAGACGGUCCCAUUCAUUUGAAAAGCAUUUUGAAAGUAGACGAUGGAAUUAUUUCAGGUUUAGGGAACGAGUAAAUUAUCACAAAGUUCAUUUCUUGAGGACCUCAUAAUUUCAUCAUGUCGAUUUUUACUGUUCACUUUCGCUUAUCAUGUUUUGUAAACGGUCUUUUAUUUUUAAACCCGAACCAGGCAUAUGCAUUCUGUAAUUGCGCAAAUCUUCGUUCUUUGGUCAAUUGGCUUAUGGAUAGUUGUAUCAAUUUCAACUCUUACAUUAUUUUUUUUUUAAAUAUAUUUGCAUUACACAUGCAAUGGCAGUACCUUUCCAAUUACUAUUUAUGUGUUGUGUCUAAAUUUAAGUUGUAACACUUUAUAGUGACUGGAAAGGGUAGAAAAAUUCAUCAGAUGAGAAAAGGCUGAAGAUGCAUGGAAACGGCACCAAAUUAUUAGAUAUUGCAUCUUAUAAAAAGAAACUGAGAUUUGGAUAGUUCCACUUCAAGGUAAAAAUGUUUAUCUCUUGUGAAAUGAAAUAAAAAAAUAUUGUAACACUGUAGUUAAUUAAUAAAGAUACUAUUACAUGUAUUUCUGUAUUGGCCUUAUUGUUGGUCCUCGGCCAGCAGUAUUGGCCUUCGGCUUCGCCUCAGACCAAUACACCAAGACAUGGACCAAUAACAAGGACAAUACAGAAAUACUUACGCAAUAAUAUUAUAGAAUGACAGUAUGGUUCAAUAGCGGGAAUCAGCCCCUCAACUACUUUUUACAUAAAUAUUAACUUCUGGCUUCAACUCCUUGUUCGUCUUGUCUGGAGAUCUUGUAGUUCCAGUUAGGCAAGCAUUUUAGAGACAUAUCCCGUCCAUCCUCUCUUGACUUGUAAUUUCUGGUGAUAGAUUUUGCCGCUUGACGUUGUAUCUUUUCAAGCUUGUUUUUUUUUUUUGUUACUGUGUAGGGGUCCCAUACUAUGGCUCCAUAUUAAAUUGUAAGAUCCAUUCCUAAAGGUCUAGAUCAUUGUUCUAAUCUGACACAAAUUUCAAUAACUGGAAUGCUACCCGAGUUGAAUAUAUGGUGACCUACUAGAACAGCAUUAUCACUAUUGGAAUUGUGUUUAAUACCAUGAUUGUUCAAUGUCAUUAACUUAAAUGGAGACAGACAUUUGACCUGAAAGGUGGUGUGGGAGUGCAAAAUCAAAAACUAACUGACUAUGAUAUAUGGUUAAAGAAUGAAUAUCAAUUACAUGGGUCAACAUGGUCAAGGGCAGAGUUGUUAUGAAAUAACAAUAUGGCAGAGAAGUGGUUUCAAGUUUCAUAUAAAGCGACCUGACUGACAUGAAAUAAAAAAUCAAAGGAGUAUCCCUAUUUGUCUAAUCUUCAAGGUGAAAUAAAACUAGUAAAAUAAUAUUAUACUAUUGUCUAAAUCUACAGAAAUAUAAUUUGCUUCAAGUAACAGAAAUAACUAGGUCACUAGUAACUUAUUUAAUGAGUAUGUGGGGUAUGAGAGCUUGAUAACAACAGGCUCUUCAUAAUCAUUUGGUUUGAAAAGGAUACUAGUAGUCUAUAUUCUUGAUUUAGAAAAAUGUAAUUGCAAGACAAAAAUCACAUUACUUAGAAUACUUUAGAUCAUUCAGGUAGUCUUUAUUUAUAUGUACAAAAGAACAGCCAGUAGUCAUUGGAUAUUGUAGAUCAUUGUGGUAGUCUUGACCUAUUUAUUUAUAGAAAAAAACAGCCAGUAGUCAUUGGAUACUGUAGAUCAUUCAGGUAGUCUUGACCUAUACAUUUGUACUAAAAAAACAGCCAGUUGUCAUCUUCACAUAACACACACAUAUACGAAUAUCAAUUAUAUGCUUAUGAGACAUGUUGGAAUGUUAAACUAAUUACGGUAUGUGAAAAUCAAGACUUGCAUAAAAAAUAUCACAAUAUUAGAGACAGUGGUGUCAUUUUUCCUCAGAGCUUUCAGCUCUUUGAUUAACGGAAGUGAUUAAACUUUUACCAUUUUGGGAAUAUUGUGACAAUAAUACCUUGUGAACGCAACUUCUCUGAGACUAUUUUUCUGGAAUCCCACACUUGGUAGGAUUGUUUACAAUCGUGUUGUUGUGUUGUUGUGUUGUUGACCAUAUUAUACCAUCAUAUUGAUUUGACCAUUUUUAUGGGAGUGAUGGGACUUUGACUUUGUACCACAAUCACAUUUUGUGAACUAUAUCUUCUGAGGCCAUUAGACAGAAAGCUCUCAUAUUUGGCAGGAUUGUUUGCCAUCAUAUGUAAUUGACCAUAUUAUACAGUAAUUUUGAUGAAACCCUUUGUACAGGAGUUAUUGGACUUUGACUUUUUUAUACUUUUGUUAGUUUUGUACCUUAGUAAUGGCUCUUUGUGAAUUCAACUCUUUUAACACCAUUUGACAGAAAGCUCUCUUACUUGGUAGGGUUGUUUUCCAUCAUGUAUUAUUGACCAUAUAAAACCGUCAUUUUGAUUGACCUUUUUUAUGGGAGUUGUAGAACUUUUAUGAUAUUUUUUUACAUUCAUACCACAAUGACACAUUAAGACACACAGUUAUAUCCCUCAUUAAUUCAGCGGUGGGGGGCAUUUUGCUACAGCCUAACAAUUUUGUCGUUUUCAAAAUGUGACAGGACUUUUAUUGAAGUAAAUUAGAACUUAGGUUUAAAUUCUGAGGACAUUAUUUAUAUUCAGAACUAUUUUUUUCUCCAGUUGGUGUCUGUUUACUUGUUAUCUACAACAAUAAAUGCACAGAAUAAUUGUGAAUUUAUAAUACUCUCUCCAAAGAACAAAGAUAAUUGAUAUUUUCCAUUGUAAUGACAUGAUUUUUGUUCUUUGGUCCUGUUGUUUUUAGUAUCUACAAGUUCUUAAGUAGUGUCAAUGCUUAUAUAUUUAUUUAUAUACAUAUACAUAUGUCAUUGUAAAAAUUACAUAAAGAUAUAAAAAUAACAACCACUGAUGAGGCUGCGAGCUUGGGACUAAUGUAUGAAGAUGACUCAGGGUUAAACUGACUUAUCUAUUUUGUGUUAUCAAAUAUUUCUACAUGUUUCUACUCAGGUCCUUCACACUUCACUGAAAGAUUGCUCACAUAUUGAAGUUGUGCACCUGCUAUUAUGGAAUUGUUUGAGAAAUAUUUUUUCCAUUUUCCAAAUUUGGGAACAAAUUAGUUUUUCAUUUACAUUAUUUCUAUAUAUUUAUAUGUUCAUUAUACACCAUUCUUUGUUGUUUAAGAACAUUCCAUGCAAUCUGUGAAGUUGACUCUUUGUUGCACUUCAAUGGAAUAACACAAGGUGCAUAAAAAAACUUCAAAUUUGUUUUAAACACACAACUUUAUAUGAACCUCACAGCUACUGAAAGCAAGCUAAAAGUACUCAUUAUGCUGAAUAUAGAAAUCUUUCUGAAUUAUACUCUGAUAUUUCAUGGUACAAAUAUAUUCUUUAGAGUAGAUUUCACACAGCAGCAUCAUGAGUAGUCCAGGAAGAGAGAACGAGAACCUUGUGCAAUGCUCAAAGUAUUUGUUUAUCAUAUCAAAUAGAAAUAUUUGUAGGUUAGAUAAUGCAAACACACUCAUGUAUGAUAUUUUCUUACGGUAGUUAUGUUAAAAUGUUUAAACUUGAGAACUAAUUCAUAUUUAGAGCAUGUUUUUGUAUAAAUAACACCUUUGCAUGACUUACUCUUUUUAGAUUAACAAGUUUUUUCUGGUUUAAAGUAACAGCCAUUUAAAAAAGCCAGUUAAUAAGUUAUAUGCCAGUAAUAAGAACAAGGUUGUAUUUAUUUUAUAUUAUUUCAAUGAGAUUAAUACAUUGCAUAUUCAUGAAGUUUUUAUAUGAUUGAAGGUUUAAAAAAAUCAUUUAUGGAAGUGUUUAUAUUUUAUAUUUGCAUUAAAUAUAGUUGAUGAAAA
Mytilus californianus (California mussel) is the source of this 7326-nucleotide messenger RNA. RefSeq names its product transmembrane protein 144-like. Gene Ontology annotation, biological process: carbohydrate transmembrane transport. Gene Ontology annotation, cellular component: membrane. Gene Ontology annotation, molecular function: carbohydrate transmembrane transporter activity. The record is from RefSeq and is a predicted model, not a curated record. The coding region runs from base 111 to 1310 and encodes 399 amino acids. The transcript has 11 exons. Lineage: Eukaryota; Metazoa; Mollusca; Bivalvia; Mytilida; Mytilidae.